UGUUACCAUUCAGCAGAGAUUGCGGAAUCCUCCAAGGAACUGUUCUGGUAUUUAUAUGUAGUUUGUUUAUUUUUAUAUAGAACUGAUAUUUAACAAAACAUGUUACAGCUGGAGUGUGAGAAGAGAUGUUCUCAUCUGGUGGAGAUCGGAGAUAAGGAAGAAUCAGAUUUCCUUGCCUCCACAUUUCUAUUAAACAAUGGAUCAUUCGUUGGAGUGGUGGUAUAUUAUGCUUUGCCUUUCUUUGCCUGUGACUUGUGAGUACAAUCAUGUACUCUUCUCCCAGUCUAACAGUAAUGAAGGACUGAAUUCAUCACAAACACUCCUCUCCCCGGGAAGUUUCAGCCUCCCUCAGUGUGCAGCUUUGUGUACAGAGCAGCCGUGUUGCCUAGGGUAUCUUUACAAUAGGGACAGCAGGCAAUGCAUUCUACAACUGAGAAUGUCUCCAAGAGGAGACCACUCGAGUUCGACAGUAUUCCUCCCAGAUGACCACGGACUACGACGUUUUCGAAAAGCUUCAGGUUGUGCAGCCAGUUGGAUAAAGUACCAGGAUCAUUGCUAUUACCUAGGUGAAAAGAAAGUCAACUGGACAGACGCCAAGCGGGAGUGUGAGGAGAGAUGUUCACACCUGGUGGAGAUUGGGGACCAAGAAGAGUCAGACUGGCUUGCUUCCACUUUUCUAUUCAAAAACACUUGUCCAAUAAGCCUAUUUGACGACUGUACAGCUUGGACGGGAGGAAGUGAUGUCGAUAUUGAAGGUCAAUAUCGAUGGAGCUACUCCAAUGUACCCAUAACCUUCACCGCCUGGAAUGAGGGUGAACCGAGUGUAGGUUUACCAACGGAAGCAGAGGAAAAAGACUGUCUUGAACUGUUUAGAAAUGGCAAAUGGAAUGAUCGAUAUUGUUUUUACCUUGAUACAUUUAUUUGUGAAAUAUCUCUUGAAUAGUAGAAUAAAGCUUCAAUUGACUA
Ostrea edulis (European flat oyster) is the source of this 966-nucleotide messenger RNA. Its product is annotated as collectin-12-like. The transcript is spliced from 5 exons. Gene Ontology annotation, biological process: biological process involved in interspecies interaction between organisms. The record is from RefSeq and is a predicted model, not a curated record. Bases 197 to 943 code for a protein of 248 amino acids. Gene Ontology annotation, molecular function: carbohydrate binding. Gene Ontology annotation, cellular component: external side of plasma membrane. NCBI's taxonomy places the organism in Eukaryota, Metazoa, Mollusca, Bivalvia, Ostreida, Ostreidae.